This is a messenger RNA of Hordeum vulgare subsp. vulgare (domesticated barley), 614 nucleotides long. RefSeq lists its product as uncharacterized. The record is from RefSeq and is a predicted model, not a curated record. The coding region runs from base 174 to 425 and encodes 83 amino acids. The transcript is spliced from 2 exons. Lineage: Eukaryota; Viridiplantae; Streptophyta; Magnoliopsida; Poales; Poaceae.
AGCCAAACGCGUGAGAUUCAGAGAACCGUUAACAAAAGUUGCAGAGAUGUCUAAGCAGUACGUGCCGCCUCUGAAUUCGACGGCCAUAAGAAGUACGGAGACUCACGAGGCAUCAGCCAGCGUACACAUCCCAAUCCUGCUGUGUACGUAGUCAAUACUCGAGAGUGGAGAGAAUGCAGAGGCCGGUGAGCACCCCGUCGUUCCCCGUCUUGGCGGACGAGGAGGAGGCGGAGGACCUGGAGGCCAAGCCGGAGAAGGCGCCCGCCGUCCGGCCGUCGCCGGCCACGGAGCGGUCCGUCCACCUCGUGCCGCUGAUCGUCGUGCUCUGCUUCGUCGUCCUCUUCCUCUUCUCACACGCCCCCUCCCCGUCCGACAUGUCGAGCUUUGGAGGGAAGGCGGGGAGCAGGAAGCCCAAGCUGCUCUGACGACGGUCGAGAGAAGAGCUGAGGAACUGAGCCAGCGAUAUGCCAAAAAGAUGUGAAGGUUUUCUGUUUUCUUUCUUGAUCUCAGUUGUGAGGCAUAGACAGACAGCGAGCUGUACUGAUCUCGCUGCGGCCAUAAUAAAGCGCAGGCAAAACACAAUGGUGAUAUAAUGCACUAAUGUUCUGAUGGUA